UCUCUGAGACUCGACCAGCACAGCACUGAGGAUGGAGCACACCGAGCUCAUCAAGCCCGAGACUCUGCAGGAUCUGAUCCAAGCUCUCCACGAGAUCUUUGAAAGCGACAGAGUUAAUGUAGAGGAGGUGCAGAGCAUCAUGGAGUCCUAUGAGAGUAAACCGCACGAGUGGAUGAAGUAUGCCAGAUUUGACCAGUACAGAUACACCAGGAAUCUUGUGGAUGAGGGAAAUGGAAAGUUCAACCUGAUGAUCUUGUGCUGGGGUGAAGGACACGGCAGCAGCAUCCACGAUCACACGGACUCGCACUGCUUCAUGAAGCUGCUCCAGGGUCAGCUGAAGGAGACGCUGUUCGACUGGCCUGACCGCAAGCUGCAGGGGGGCAUGCAGCAGAAGUCCCAGCGCGUGCUGCUGGAGAACCAGUGCGCCUACAUCAACGACUCCCUCGGGCUUCAUCGAGUGGAGAACGUGAGCCACACGGAGACCGCCGUGUCUCUGCACCUCUACAGCCCUCCCUUCCAGACGUGCCAGACCUUCGACCAGCGCACCGGACACCGCAACACCGUCAAGAUGACCUUCUGGAGCAGGUUCGGCGAGAGGACGGCGUAUGCAGGCAGCGUUUCACAGGAGAACAACUGAGACGAGAGAAGCACGACGGCCCUCGAUGGAGAUGUUUAAAUAUUGAUCCAGCUCUUCUUUUUAAGAUUGGCAAAGGACAGUGAGAAGAGGGUCUCGCUGGUGAUUCAAUCUCUUGAUCGCGGCCUAGUUUAGGUCUGAAUAGACGCAUUAGUCCAGCCGUUCUCCCAGCAUUCCUGUGUAAUCACGCUUUUGUACGCGGCUGAAGUGUGUCCUUCAUGAGAAGAAUCUGUUCUUCAGCAGAACACAGCACUCGCUCUCCGUCUCCACACACUCUUUUAUUCUGUUUCCAGAUCAGCCUUUGAAUGGAAGAGUUUGUGUUUAUGAAUCUUGCCGUCAGUAAUCGAUGUCUCGUGGAACAAAUAUAGUCUCUGCAUUUGUAAACUGAAGCUUUUAUUUAAAAUGGACCUGAAUCUUGGCUGGAAAUUCAUUUUGUCUUAAGAUUGAAGUAAAUAAACUGUUUCCCAGA
Cyprinus carpio (common carp) is the source of this 1103-nucleotide messenger RNA. RefSeq names its product cysteine dioxygenase type 1. Gene Ontology annotation, molecular function: cysteine dioxygenase activity; ferrous iron binding. The record is from RefSeq and is a predicted model, not a curated record. Lineage: Eukaryota; Metazoa; Chordata; Actinopteri; Cypriniformes; Cyprinidae. Gene Ontology annotation, biological process: L-cysteine catabolic process.